UUAUUAAGAACCGGCGCUCGGUUGGGAGCUUUCCGGUGUACGGCACUGCAUCCGUGUCCGUGCACCUUUGUGCGUUCGCCCAUGGAGCUAUCGCUGCUGAGCGGGGGAGCAUGGGCAGCUCAGCUUUUGCAUUCAUUCCGGCCAUUGCAAUCACGCAACUGCCUUUAACGCCGCUACAGCUGCACGCACGGCACCGCACUGGCCUCAUUUCGGGCAAUACACACAGGACCAAGAUCAUAGUGCCGUCCCUGCCGGCAGAGAGCAAGAUGGUCUCACACUCACUCUCAGCAUGGCUCAUGUCCUCGGCGCCGCCGCCGGCGUGGUUCGCCGCCCUGGUCGCCGUGGGCAUGUACACGGCGCUGCGGUCCGCCGCCACCUUCCUGGCGUGGCUCCACCGCGCGUUCCUGCGGCCAGGCCGGGACCUGGCGGGGCGGUACGGGACGUGGGCGGUGGUGACCGGGGCCACGGACGGCAUCGGGCGCGCGGUGGCGCUGGAGCUGGCGCGCGCGGGGCUCCACCUCGUGCUGGUGGGGCGGAGCCCCGACAAGCUGGCGCGGGUGGCGAAGGAGCUCGCGGCCGCCGCGCCGGCGUGCAAGGUGCGGAGCGUGGCGUUCGACCUCGCCGUGACCGGGGACGCCGCGCGGCGCGGGGUGGCGCGGGUGGCGGCCGCCGUGGAGGGCCGCGACGUGGGCGUGCUCGUCAACAACGCCGGCGCGACGUACCCGUGCGCCGCCUACUUCCACGAGGUGGAGGGCCCCGUGUGGGAGGCCGUGCUGCGGGUCAACGUCGAGGCCGCCACGCGGAUCACGCGCGCCCUGCUGCCGGCGAUGGCGGCCAGGGGCAGGGGCGCCGUCGUCAACGUGGGCUCCGGCUCCAGCGUCGUCGUCCCGGCCUUCCCGCUCUACGCCGUCUACGCGGCCAGCAAAGCGUACGUCGACCAGUUUUCUCGAAGCCUGAGUGUGGAAUACAAACAAUACGGCGUAGACGUGCAGUGCCAGAUACCCCUGUACGUCGCUACCAAGAUGUCGCCCGUGAAGGGCGCGUCUCCGUUCAUACCGUCGCCCGAGGAGUACGCCAGGGCCGCCCUUCGCUGCGUUGGCUACGAGGCGAGGUGCGUCCCGUACUGGCGCCACUCGGUCCAGUGGUUCUUGGCGUCCCUAGCGCCGGACGCUGCUCUCAACCACUGGCGCCUCCAAACUGGCCUCCAGAAGAGGAACGAGACGAAGGCUCUGCUCGGGGGAAAAGACUGCAGUUAGAUUAAUAAUAGUAGUAAUAAUUGUUGUAUAGAUUGGAUUAUUAUAGCCUUCCAGACAGUACUCGCGAUCGUGCACUUAUUUAUCUGUCAGCUCUAUUCCGUACAUACGCGAACCCAUGGUACGCGCGUAUGUAUGUAUCCAUGUAGUGGUUCUUUUUCCUCUGUUGUCCCGCCCCCUUCAUGGCGACUUUAACGCUGGAAACAUAAAUAAGCUCAGGGAUCUGGUUGCCCUGGAUCUA
Molecule: messenger RNA, 1494 nt
Organism: Zea mays
Lineage: Eukaryota; Viridiplantae; Streptophyta; Magnoliopsida; Poales; Poaceae
Product: very-long-chain 3-oxoacyl-CoA reductase-like protein At1g24470
Exons: 4
Coding region: 111-1256 (381 amino acids)
Cellular component (GO): endoplasmic reticulum
Molecular function (GO): ketoreductase activity
Source: RefSeq, a predicted model, not a curated record